AUGACAAUCCUCCCUCAGUUGACAGCUCUGCCUUUGUGGCCUAACAAUUCGGAGUCGCAUUCCGAUCUCAACGCUGCCGGAGUCUUCGUCGGCCGUCGUAAACCGUUGUACGUGAUCCGCAAUUUGAAUGUCUUUGUGGUUAACAAGGAGAUAUUGAAAAUGAUCUUCAGGCUGAAAGACAGGUUUGGUUUAUUGACCAUGCAUACCCCUAUUCGGAGGUGCCUGCAAGCGUUAACCCGCACAUCACAACCAACAUUAUCUCUCUUCAAAGACCCGUCAUCUCUUCGCUCACUCUCUGUGGCUGCGUUUCCUAAUCACGACAGUUCGUCACCCCUUCCCAUUUUCACCAAUUCCAAACCCACAUCUGCUUUUGGACAAUGGUAUCACCCACGCUAUUUCUCUUCUUCCAAACAAGACAAUCACAUAAAAAAAGAAGAUAUACAGGAAGAAGUAGAAGAUGAAGACGGCAGCGAUGACGGUGAUUAUGACGACGAAGAGGAAGAUUAUGAAGAUGAUGAUGAUGAUUGUGUUUCUGUAUCAAGUAAAAAAAAGGUGUACACAGCAGAGGAGAAGGAAGCAGAAGCAACAGCUAUUGGAUACAAAGUGGUGGGGCCCCUACAAAAGGACGACCAGGUUUUUAAGCCAUAUGAGCCCGCUUUUGCCGUUGUUCAGAUUGGUUCUCAUCAGUUUAAAGUGAGCAAUGGGGACAGCAUUUUCACAGAAAGAUUGAAAUUUUGUGAAGUGAAUGACAAGUUGAUUCUGAAUAAAGUUCUGUUGCUUGGAUCUGCUAGUCAGACAAUUGUUGGCAGACCAAUAGUGCCGGAUGCAGCUGUUCAUGCUGUUGUUGAGGAGCAUGUAAGUGUAGAAUUAUCAGUUUCAAAUAAAUUUGAUAUGCAUAAUGCCUUCUCAUUUUGA
This is a messenger RNA of Vicia faba (fava bean), 915 nucleotides long. The record is from the annotation of a GenBank genome assembly. NCBI's taxonomy places the organism in Eukaryota, Viridiplantae, Streptophyta, Magnoliopsida, Fabales, Fabaceae.